CACAAUCAUUUUAUACCAACCUGAGGUCAAACCAGAACUAGUUUUCGUUAACCCUCAAAAAAUCAUCGAUGUUCUUUCUCAUUUGUUAGCUCUUACUUAUGUCAGUUAUCCAAUACCAGCAACAAAACUGGUACCGAAAAUAUCACAGGAUGAGAUGACACGUCUUAAGGAAAGAGGCUGUUUCAAAAAAGAUCUUCUUGAAAAGUUUUCUGGUGUAUUCUUAGAUGAUUUCACACCAGAUUAUUUUAUUGACCUGCUUGAACAUCUUCAUAUUAUUACAAAACUGAAAAGCCAUAGCUAUUUCCUUCCUUCUGCUUUACCUUCUUACAACAAUGAUAAUGAUCUACCUGAAAGUAUAAAGCCUCUUUAUUAUGUGUGGCUAGAGGAGGCGAAAGAUGAAUGGGAACCAAAAAAUUCAGUCCACAUUCCUCAAGGGCUUUUCCCCUUAAUUUAUGUCCGUUUGCUUCAACAGAAAGAAUAUGACGUUAAAUUUGCUCCAAACCUCAAGUAUCGUGAUGCUGUUUCACUUUGGGUCUACAUUGAAGAAAAACGUUUUACACUUUACAUCAUCAAUCGCUAUAAACAUAUUGAAGUCUAUUUAGAUGGUCCACAAAAAUAUUGUCCUCAAAACUAUUGUCCACAAGUCCGUGAGCUAAUUACCACAACCAUUAAUAAAAGCUCUGAUGCCAUCAAUGUCAAACACAAUUAUGCAAAUGCUUUUCCUUGUCCCAAGAAAGAAAAGCAGUGUUAUUGUAUAGUGAAUGAAGAGUAUAAGGUAGCAAAUUGCUCAAAGUGUGAUUCAAAUGAUAUUAGUAAAAAUGAUGAGAGUUACUGGUGCUGGUUUGGUCUUGAAUCUGACUCUAUUGCAGCAGGAAUAAAAGAUGAUGCUUUAUUGAACACAACACAUUUGCAUGAUGUACGGAUGUUGCUUAGAGGUGUUAAAUCUAUAGAUUGGUUUAGUUUUGGCUUUGCUUUGGGUUUAUAUGAUAAGACACUAAAAAGAAUUGAGGUGGAUUAUCCAAGAUCUCAAGAUGCUAAUAAAUGUGUUAGAGAGUGUCUAGUAAAAUGGUUAGAGAAAGCUGAUGAUGUAAAUGAUAAAGGAGGAGCAAACUGGAGCACAUUAAUUAAAGCUCUUGAAGAUAAUAAUCAAAAUACAACAGCUGAUUACAUCAUAGAAAAAGCUAAAAGUACCCGAAGAGAAGGGACUAAUUCAAAAAAACAAAUUAGUAAGAAAGCAAUCAGCCUAGACAAGACUAAAAGUGAUGAUCAAA
Messenger RNA from Amphimedon queenslandica, 1271 nucleotides. RefSeq lists its product as uncharacterized. NCBI's taxonomy places the organism in Eukaryota, Metazoa, Porifera, Demospongiae, Haplosclerida, Niphatidae. The annotation marks the transcript as partial. Gene Ontology annotation, molecular function: protein binding. The transcript has 4 exons. The record is from RefSeq and is a predicted model, not a curated record. Gene Ontology annotation, biological process: signal transduction.